AACCGCAGAACCCUUUCCAAUCGACAACAACGCUCAUCAAUCAGACUUUAUGAGAGCCGACAUUGAUUACUUUGUGACAAAUUACGCUACAGAACUUUAUGUUGUUUAGCCCGAACACAAAGACGUCGACCAGCCAGUCGGUCCAUGGCCACAUUUGUCUACUACCAGCACUGCAGAGUCACUCAAAGCGUCUUUGUGGCCUUCCCCGCUCACCCCUCCUCCCCACACUUCCUCAGGGACCUCAUCGCCACGGUAACGCUCCGUAGCCCGAGCGGCGGUCGGCCUCCGCUAACGAAAGAGAUGAAAGACAAGAACCCCUGGGCCAUGUCGCUGACCGUCGUCAUCGCCGUCGUUGGCGUCAUCGCCGUGGUCGCCCUGGUGACUGUAACGGUGGUCCAGAACGUGCCCCUCCUCCAGAAGUACAAGUACGGCAUCGUGCUGGACGCCGGCUCCUCCCACACGACCGUGUUUAUCUACCAGUGGCCCGCAGAGAAGGACAACAACACGGGACGAGCGGAGCAGAAGCACGCCUGCAACGUCAAAGGUCCAGGUAUUUCCAGCUAUUCCGGGACUCCCUGGAAGGCCGGCGAGUCCCUGCGAGCGUGCAUGCAGGAAGUGGAGGAGAACAUUCCCGGGAAAAGACACGCGGAGACGCCACUUUACCUCGGAGCCACCGCCGGGAUGAGAUUACUGGAGAAGGCCAACAGCUCGGCAUCCGAGGAGGUCUUCAAGGCCGUCUCCGAGACCCUCCAGAAGUUCCCCUUCUCCUACCAGGGCGCCAGGAUCCUCAGCGGCCAGGAGGAGGGCGCCUUCGGUUGGGUCACGGUCAACUACUUGGACGACCGCCUCAAGCAGGGCCUGGAGACCACGGGGGCUCUGGACCUCGGCGGGGCGUCCACCCAGAUUAGCUUUGUGUCCAAAAUGUUUGACGACUCUGAGUCACCCGGCAAUUCGGUGACCUUCCGCCUGUACGGGAACGACUACAACCUUUACACUCACAGCUUCCUGUGCUACGGGAAGGACCAAGCCCUGAAGAUGGCGCUGGCACACCAGACGCAGGCGGGUCCUCAGGCGCUAUUGGACCCGUGUAUGCACCCGGGCUACAACAAAACCGAGGACUACUCGAGCCUUUACGACAGCCCCUGCGUGUCGGACAGGAAGCCCCAGGGAGCGCCGGCCAGGUUCCAGCACAGCGGCUCAGGAAACUUCCAACAAUGCCAGGACGUGGUGCGAAACCUCCUCGACUCCAGCCAGUGCAAACACAGCCAGUGCUCCUUUAACGGCGUCUACCAGCCCACCCUGGAGGGCAUGUUCGGGGCCUUCUCCGCCUACUACUACGCCAUGAGCUUCCUCAACCUCACCGACACGUCGGUGCCUCUGCAGGCGGUCAAGGAGAGGAUUGGCAGCUUCUGUGCCACACCCUGGGAGCAGGUGCAGCAGCAGAAUCCCAAAAUCAAGUUGAAAUAUUUAUUCGGUUAUUGUUUCACGGGCACUUACCUCAUCACGCUGCUCACGGAGGGAUACAACUUCACCUCCGAGACGUACUCCAGCAUCAAAUACGUGCACAAGAUCAAAGGGAGCGAAGCCGGCUGGACUUUGGGUUACAUGUUGAACCUCACCAACAUGAUCCCCGCUGAGGCGCCGGACACGCCCCCGCUGCCCUACGCCGGCUACGUCUCCAUCGUCACCGUCAUCGCCGUGCUGCUCUUCGUCCUCCUCCUCCUCGCCGUCUACUCCUGCAGGCCUCGCUGCUCCAAACCGCCGCCGCCGCCACAGGUCAUAUAAACACUGUGGAGGACAGAAAGAUGUUUGUGAGUACCUGCACCAGUCCACUGUGGUAUGAAUGUAAUAAUGUAUUAAUAAAAUAACAUCUAUAU
Entelurus aequoreus (snake pipefish) is the source of this 1877-nucleotide messenger RNA. RefSeq names its product ectonucleoside triphosphate diphosphohydrolase 1 (gene entpd1). The transcript is spliced from 12 exons. Lineage: Eukaryota; Metazoa; Chordata; Actinopteri; Syngnathiformes; Syngnathidae. Gene Ontology annotation, biological process: nucleoside diphosphate catabolic process. Gene Ontology annotation, cellular component: plasma membrane. The record is from RefSeq and is a predicted model, not a curated record. Gene Ontology annotation, molecular function: GDP phosphatase activity; UDP phosphatase activity. Bases 145 to 1785 code for a protein of 546 amino acids.